AUGCGCCCAACGCUUCGCCGGUCCUGUAGCGCUUGCGCCAAAUUCAAGCAUAGCUGUGAUCUCCGCACGCCGAGCUGCUCCCGCUGUAUCAAGCGCAAGGUUCUGUGCGUCUAUGCAAAUCAGCCCUUGAACGCGCAAUCGGCUGGGCCCGGACUAGAAGUGGCCGUGUUGCAAGAGCCUUCCAAGUCUUGCUCUUCAAUUACCAAUCCUUUCGGGGGCUUGGACCCAUUCGAUGCGUAUCCGCAAACUAGGCUUCCUAGAGAACAUGUUCAACGCCUUAUCUAUACCUUCCUUCAUAAAAUUGCAUUCCAAUACUACCCUCUGGAUUUAAAUGCUACCACGAAUCCCUUUCUUGUGUCGUGGUGGCCGCUGGCAUUGGGGGAUCCAGCCCUAUUCCAUGUCUCCUUACAGACAGCAUGUCUUGAUGAAGAGUUAUUAGCCCAGAAGGGCUUCCAGGCUUCAGAAGCCCUGAUGGCGGAUUCUCUUGCUCUCCUUCGACGCAAAGUACAAGAUACAUCGCUGGCGGUGCAAGAUGGGACGAUCAACUCCGUCAUUACCUUGGCGAGCAUUGAGUUCGGAAAGGGGAAUGUCGAAGUCAGCGAAACACAUGUCGAUGGCGUGAAAGCGCUAGUCAACAUGCGAGGCGGCAUCAACGCAGUGAGACAAACUAGUCCUCUGACGGCAAGAAUGGUAAGCUGGGUCUCCAUGGUCAUAAUGGGCCGACCUCAAUUCGACACCCAGGACGAUGUCGGAGUGGGAGAUGGCAUUCCUCCCACCCCCGAGUGGCAACUGCAGCCACCCGCUCACGAUAAAAUACUGUAUAAAGAGCUUGAUAUUGAUGAAACGGUCGAAAAUGUCUUUAAUCGCCUGAGAAAUGUCUUUGAUCGGACCCAGAACAAACCGUUCUCAUCUACACAGCUCCACGACCUCACUUGUUUCGUCAUCCAUCGUCUUCUCACGCCCUCUCCCUCCUCAACAUCUCCCCCAUCACCAACGAGCGAAUGUGUACGAUUUGCUAUUAUUCUUUAUAUGUUUACCAUUCAUGGACCCUCAUAUUAUCCACACGCGAUGUUGCUGGAUACAACCGUCGCUCGGUUCAAAGAGGAGCUCGAGAAGCGCGAAACCCAGCACUACGCAGACUCGAUGGGUAUCUGGUUUUACUCCAUUGCAAUGGAGGCGUCGAGCGGAUCCAGCCAUUAUACAUGGUUCGUGCAAAAGGCGCGUGCUGCUGCCUCCGCUCUCGGACUCCAGACAAGCGACGAGGCCAUCUCGCGGAUGAAGGGUAUCCUGUGGCUGGGUAGUUCUCACGGAGAAGAAAUCUAUGCACGCCAUUGGGAUGCCGUCUGGGCCUCUACAGAUAUACUUGUGUGA
Penicillium chermesinum is the source of this 1371-nucleotide messenger RNA. RefSeq names its product Zn(II)2Cys6 transcription factor domain-containing protein. Gene Ontology annotation, molecular function: zinc ion binding; DNA-binding transcription factor activity, RNA polymerase II-specific. The transcript has 4 exons. Gene Ontology annotation, biological process: regulation of DNA-templated transcription. The record is from RefSeq and is a predicted model, not a curated record. The coding region runs from base 1 to 1371 and encodes 456 amino acids. Lineage: Eukaryota; Fungi; Ascomycota; Eurotiomycetes; Eurotiales; Aspergillaceae.